AUGCUCAGCCUUUCUCUCCCAAUCGUCCUUUUUGCCCUGGCGGGUACCGCUGUUUCCCAACAGGUGGAUGGGGCUCAAUUUAACAACCCAACCGCUGGACCUCCUGCCAGUUAUUUUGCUGCGGCAAGCACGAUUCCCGUCGCUGCCCUUCAGAGUGCGGCGGCCAGGGCUAGCACAGCUGCCGCAAAAUCCACUUACGCCAUCAACAACAAUGGUGGUGCUGAAAAGGUCACUAUUCAUAGUGACUGGUCUAAGUUCUCCGAGGGCGCGGCCUUUGUCUUCGUCGCCGAUAUGGAUGUGGACUGUGAUGGCUUGAAUUACAACUGCAAGGGUAAUCCCGAUGGACAAGACCAGACGAACUUUGGUGCUCUGUCGGCAUAUGAGGUACCAUUUAUCGUGAUUCCUGACAAUUUCGCCACUGUUUACUCCAGUGAAUUCCCUGGGAAUAACCUCGCUGCUGUCAUCUGCGAUGGCAAGAUGUUCUAUGGUAUUUACGGUGAUAGCAAUGGAGAUACUCCAGAGGUCAUCGGAGAGGCAUCUUGGUUGAUGGCGCGGACCUGCUUCCCGAAUGACAACUUGAAUGGAAACGAUGGCCACGGUUCUGCCGAUGUGACGUACAUUGUUUUCACGGGAUCGGAAGCCGUACUUCCCAGCAGUGCUUUGAACAAGAACUAUGUCACCAAUUUCAGCACUCUGCGCUCCAUGGGCGACAGCCUGGUGAACUCUCUAGCAAAGAACCUAGGCCUGGUUGCCGGGGGAUCACCAACUACCUUUACCACCACUGCAGUUGCCUCUUUACCGACUAGUGGCUCUUGCUCAUGGUCUGGACAUUGCGCCGGUGCUUCUUGCUCUAGCGAGGAUGAUUGCUCCGAUGAUCUUGUCUGCAAGUCUGGAAAGUGUGCUAGCUCGACUUCUUGCUCUUGGUCUGGACAUUGUGCUGGUGCUUCUUGCUCUAGUGGUGACGAUUGCUCUGAUGAUCUUAUCUGCAAGUCCGGCAAAUGUGCCAAUCCUUGA
This is a messenger RNA of Penicillium brevicompactum, 1014 nucleotides long. Its product is annotated as glycoside hydrolase family 75 protein. The record is from RefSeq and is a predicted model, not a curated record. The transcript is spliced from 7 exons. Lineage: Eukaryota; Fungi; Ascomycota; Eurotiomycetes; Eurotiales; Aspergillaceae. Gene Ontology annotation, molecular function: chitosanase activity. The coding region runs from base 1 to 1014 and encodes 337 amino acids.